Messenger RNA from Lachancea thermotolerans CBS 6340, 1671 nucleotides. It is a transcript of the gene WSC4, whose product is annotated as Wsc4p. NCBI's taxonomy places the organism in Eukaryota, Fungi, Ascomycota, Saccharomycetes, Saccharomycetales, Saccharomycetaceae. The coding region runs from base 1 to 1671 and encodes 556 amino acids. The transcript has a single exon. The record is from RefSeq and is a predicted model, not a curated record.
AUGAAUGUCCGCAGCCGGAGUCCCUCGCGGCUGGCGUGGUCGUGCGUGCUGCUGUGGGCGUGCGUGAGCUCGUUCGCGGCCGCGGCGCAGACGUACUGCUCGUCGGAGAACACAGCGUCCACGGCGGCCAAGUGGUGGCAGUACCAGAGCAACGGGUGGUGCUCUGACGAGUGUGCCGGGUACUCGUACGCGGUGUUGCAGGGCCACAACUGCUGGUGCUCGAACACGGAGCCGCAGUCGACGACGUCGGUGAGCGACUGCAGCGACACCUGUCCCGGGUACCACGAGCAGUGCGGCAACGUGGACGAGGGGCUGUUCGGGUACAUAUACCUGGGCGAGGCGAGCAGUACGAGUAGUGCGAGUAGCACUGUGAGCAGCACCGCGAGCAGUGUGAGUAGCACCGCGAGCAGUGUGAGUAGCACCGCGAGCAGCACCGCGAGCAGUGUGAGUAGCGCCGCGAGCAGCACCGCGAGCAGUGUGAGUAGCGCCGCGAGCAGCACCGCGAGCAGUGUGAGUAGCGCCGCGAGCAGCACGAGCAGCUCAAUAAUCACAUCCAGUUCGACGAGCAGUUCGACGAGCAGUUCGACGAGCUCAACCAGCACGAGCAGCAGCACGAGCAGCGAAGCGACAUCGAGCGCAACGUCGCCCGCCUCGUCCGCUUCCUCCAGCUCUUCCAGCUCCUCGCCCCCAACCUCGUCUGAGCCUUCGUCGACCUCGUCAACCACACCUACAGCCUCGUCCGCGGCAGCAUCUGCUUCAGCCUCGACAAGCGCUUCGUCGUCUGCUACGCCGAGCACUUCGUCGUCUGUCACUUCUACUCCUCUGACCACCUCGUCUUCGUCUACUUCCCAAACCUCCUCGUCUUCGUCUACCCUCCAGACUACCUCGUCCUCGUCUACUCCUCAGGCUUCCUCCUCCGCGGCUUUGUCCUCGACUUCUCCGCCCUCCAGCAGCCUCAAGCCCACAAGCUCGUCCCGCUCCUCCCCGAGAUCGUCCUCGACCUCCUUCUCCCAGAAUAUGGUCACCUCCAUACUCUACUCGGUCCAGACCGUGACGGCUUCUCCCGCCGCCGGCGGCACCUCCGACGACCGCGUGUUCACCACUCAGAUAAUGACCACCGUAUACGCGACGCCCUCCGGCCAACUGCCGUCGCUGUCGAGCUCGAGUUCAAAUGCAAACGCCAACUCGAGAAACUCUGGCGGAUCGGGCUUCUGGGGGUCCCCGGGCAAGGUUGCCGGCACCUUCGUCGCCGUCGGCGUCGUGGUCUUCUGCUUGGCCCUUCUCGGGUUCAUCUUGUGGUACCGCCGGCGCCGUCGGAACGAGGAGGACUUCGAAAAACGCUACAACGACGUCACAGCCCCCGCUGGCAGCAACACCAGUAUCGACCCUGCUUCGGCAGGGUCCCACGCCGCGUUUGUCUACGCGGACGAGAAGGGCAUAGAGGUUCCGCCUACGCCGGUGGAGAAGAAGGAGACUUUUACCAGACUAUCGCAGCCCGCCAGCUUCACAGACAACGAGAGUGGCAUUCCUCAGGACGAAGGGCCCGUGGUCGUCGACCAGCGUCUGGACCCGCGCCAGGUGUUCAUGCACUGGGAAAACGAGGGAAGCAAGACGUCGCUGGCUGACGAUGUGGACUACUCAAGGAGGGUCCUUCGGGUAAUUAACGAGUAA